Messenger RNA from Coffea eugenioides, 615 nucleotides. RefSeq names its product probable leucine-rich repeat receptor-like protein kinase At2g33170. NCBI's taxonomy places the organism in Eukaryota, Viridiplantae, Streptophyta, Magnoliopsida, Gentianales, Rubiaceae. The transcript has a single exon. Bases 1 to 615 code for a protein of 204 amino acids. The record is from RefSeq and is a predicted model, not a curated record. Gene Ontology annotation, molecular function: protein binding.
AUGAAGAAGACGUACUACCGCUAUUUCCCCACUGGAGUUGGACUCUCCUUGUUGAGUUUUGUGUUAGCUAGCUUAGCCAUGACCACCACAAAUGUUACCACUGAUCAAUUAGCACUUGUUGAUUUGAGAGAUAAAAUCACUUCAGAUCCGCAUCAAAUUCUGGCAAAAAACUGGUCCCUUGCAACCUCAGUUUGUGACUGGAGAGGAGUCACGUGCAGCUCUCAUCACUACAGAGUGAUUGCCUUGAAUAUCUCCAAAUUGGGUCUUACUGGCACAAUUCCUCCCCAGCUGGGGAAUCUGUCCUUUCUAGUGUCACUGGAUAUGAGCUGGAACAACUUCCAAGGAGAACUUCCCCGUGAAUUGACCCAUUUGCGCAGGUUGCGGGUCCUUAAUCUCACCGCUAACAAGCUAGGUGGAUCUAUUCCCUCUUGGGUCGGUUCCUUGCAAAAACUCCAUUACUUUUCUCUCAAAAACAACAGCUUUGCAGGUUCUAUCCCACCUUCUAUCUCCAACAUGUCCAACCGUAUUCGCCACUCCAUUUCUGCCUUUACAACUCCUCCUACGCCGGCAAUUACCACUUUCGCUGCAGCGUCCGGAUGGAGUACUCUGAUUUAA